Molecule: messenger RNA, 2968 nt
Organism: Siniperca chuatsi (mandarin fish)
Lineage: Eukaryota; Metazoa; Chordata; Actinopteri; Centrarchiformes; Sinipercidae
Gene: rgs9a
Product: regulator of G protein signaling 9a
Exons: 17
Coding region: 167-1612 (481 amino acids)
Biological process (GO): G protein-coupled receptor signaling pathway; regulation of G protein-coupled receptor signaling pathway; intracellular signal transduction
Source: RefSeq, a predicted model, not a curated record
GAAGUCCAUCCUUCCCAUCCUGGCUUAUAAUCCCUACACAGGAGGAGGGUGUUCAUGUAAACUGCACCGGCUUCUCUGUCAGCAACUACCGAUAUUAUAAUUGGAGUAUUUCACACCAGGAUUUGUAUUUUUUUCCAUCUGCUUUGGUCUUCAUCCGUCUGCAAAUAUGACCAUUAGAACAGCCCGUCCAGACCGGGGACAACACUUCCGGCCCCGUAUGCACUGCUUCAAAAAGCUGGAGGCCAUUGUGGUGGAGAUGCAGGACCCAGACAGCGGGGUUAAAGGCUCGGAGCAGAAACUCACCGUCACUACCAUCCCACAUGUCAUCGCUGGUAAGGACGUCAUUGCAUGGGUUGCCAACAAGAUGAAGACCACUCCGGAAGAGGCUCAGGCCUUUGGCACCAUGUUAGUGGCCUAUGGCUACAUCUACCCCCUGCAGAACCACAAGAAGCUGGCCAUGUGCAACGACACCAGCCUCUACCGCUUCCAGACCCCAUACUUCUGGCCUACACAGAAAUGGGUUGCAGAGGACUCUGACUAUGCCAUUUACCUGGUAAAGAGGAACAUCCGCAAGAAAGGCAUGCUGGAGCCCUACGAACAGGCACAUUACGACCACCUCCAUGAAUGGCUGAACCACAAGUGGGACUUCAUCGUGAUGCAGGCCACCGAGCAGUACAAGGCUGGUAAGGAGAGGCAGAAGCCGGAUCGUGUGGUGUUUGAUUGCCAGGAGAGGGCUUACUGGAUAGUGAACAGGCCACCGCGUCGGACUCACAGUGCUAUGGACUGUGGUCCAGAGCGUCUUAUUGAUCCCAGCGCAGAAGAGAAAAUCACCUUCGACAUGUACAGACGCAUGAACAUGUUCUAUCAACAAGCCAUCAUGAGGUCAAAGGUCAAAUCUAGCGUGUCCCUUGGAGCACUGGUCAAGUACAUCACCACCUACAAAAACCACGACCCGUUCCUGGCUCCCUGUCUGCCCAGCAACCCCUGGCUGACAGACAACGACACGUAUUGGACUCUCAACAUGAGAAGAGUUGACGUCCCCACUAAGAUGCGAGUAGAGCGCUGGUCCUUCAGCCUGUUCGAGCUGCUGAGUGACCUGCGAGGCCGAGACGACUUCAAGAUUUUCCUCAAGAAGGAGUUCAGCGGGGAGAACUUGGCUUUUUGGGAGGCAGCUGAAGAACUGAAGUGGGGCACUGCAUCUUCCAUGUCAACAAAAGCUGAGACCAUCUUCAAGACCUUCCUGGCCCCUGGUGCCCCCCGCUGGAUCAACAUUGAUGGCAGGACAAUGGGCCUGACAGUGAAAGGCCUGGAGCAUCCUCACCGCUACGUGCUGGAAGCAGCACAGACACACGUCUUCAUGCUCAUGAAAAAGGAUACUUUCUUCCGUUACCUCAAGUCACCAGUGUACAAAGACAUCCAGAAGAAGGCCUUGAGCCCUGAGCCUCAUAACUUCAGUCCGGCACAGCUGGAGCAAAAUGCUCAGAACCGAAGCCUAGGCAUCCAUCCCAUCAUCCUCUGGCAGCAGGAGGAAGAGGAAAAGGCCAAGGCCGCCGCUGCCGCCGUUCCUGUCGAUGUCAAGGCCAUGAUGAGCAAAAUAGACCGGAAGAAGUAGAGAUAUACAGUGGAAGUGUGUGUGUGUGUGUGUGUGUGUGUGUGUGUGUGUACAGGUCAUGUCACACAUGAAAUACCAACACAGGAACCAGCCCUCCAUUAGGGUAUAUACACUGUACAGACAGAUUUGCUUUGCUCUUCAGUGUCAUGCCAAUGAAUGUUGUUCUGUUUUAGCAAAUUAUCAAAUGUGAUUCAUUAUGGAAGGUUACUGAACAGGCCUUCUAGGCACAGGCCCAGGGGCCCAAGGGGUCAGGGUGGCCCCUGGGCCUGUGCCUGUGUUUGAAGUGACUGUUUACAUUUAUUGUUGGAAAGUCAAUCAAAGGACUACAAAGAGACGCAGAACGACCACAAAUAGACACAAAAUCACCACAAACAGGCAUAAAAUGACCACAAAUACAUGCAAAAGAAGAAACAGCUACAAAGAGACUCAAAACGACCACAGAGACACAGAAAAGAUACAACUACAAAGAGACACAAAAUGACCACAAAGAGUCACAAAAUGACCACAUACAGACGACCACAUGCAAAACGACUGCAAAAAUAUGGAAAACAGACUCAAAACGACCACAUAGAUGCGUAACGACCACAGAGACUCAAAACCACCACAAAGAGACUCAAAAUGACCACAAGGGUUCUCCAGCUCCAGAAUUAGGUUGUAAAUAUCAGAGGUGACAUAUAACAGACCAUAGUGACUGAACACCUUCCCUGUUUUUUAGAGAGUGAUACAGUAAUUCCAGAGACUUGCCAUAAGUAUGUUGUGUUUCUAUACAAGUCACAUUAAUGUCAAAAUUUGUAUCAACAAAUCAAAUGUAUCUUAUGUUAAAUACUUAAAUACAUGACACUUUAGAAAUUAAUAAAAAAUUAAAGAUUAUUAUUGUUAUUAUUAUAUACAGUAUAUUACAUUAAGCGUUUUGUCGAAAACCAAGCCUAUUGAUUGAUUUUCACUAGAGCUGAUUAAACAGCAUUUCUUUUUUUGCUGAGCUUGUAAUAGUUUUUUUCAUGCAUAUUACUCCAUACAAGUAACAGUGUGAGGAGCCACUGAAGUAACAUAUCUCCCUAUCAUGUACUUGGAGACACUGUAGCUUCUGUGGCUGCAAUAUGUAUGAAAAUUGAAUAAUUGUGGUUGUAUAUGCUGCUGUCUACAAGAGAUGUUUAAUUAGAUUUAAGCAUUAUAUUUACUAAACUAUCUGUACUCUGUCGUACUAUUGUACCAGUCAUAGUCAAAAUGCACAAAAGUAUGUCAGUACAUUGAAGUUAAAGAGAGCAGAUUUCUCUAUGGAAGAUUUGUACAAUAUGUAAAUCUGGUUACUUGGCCAAAAGUGAUAAAAGAGAUCAAGAUAAAGCAGACUUCAGAUCA